Molecule: messenger RNA, 1937 nt
Organism: Passer domesticus (house sparrow)
Lineage: Eukaryota; Metazoa; Chordata; Aves; Passeriformes; Passeridae
Exons: 13
Coding region: 65-1570 (501 amino acids)
Cellular component (GO): cytoplasm
Source: RefSeq, a predicted model, not a curated record
UGCAACCUGUGAGCGGGCAGCGGCCGAGGGCCGGGCUGAGGCUGACCUGGCCCUGACGGAGGGGAUGGCCACCUCAAACACCCGCAAUCAGGCCAUCCCGGAGACUGAGGCCGUGACUGCCCUGACUGUGCUAGCCACGGUCAGGGCCAUCCUGGAGAGACUGGCGUCCUGCGACACCGUGGACGCCGGGCUGCAAAUGGCCAUCGUGAGCCUGACCGAAGAACAUCCUGCUCACGUGGUCAUGAGCCUCCUGCACUGCGCCCCACUGUGUGACAGAGCUGCCACACUGAUGUGGAGGGCCAUGGCCACCUCAGAAGUGGCCAUGGAGGAGGUCCUUCCGGCGCUGCUCUCCGUGCUAGAGCAGCAGCCACCGCACGGCCCGAUCUUCUGCAGCGGGAAUGAGGCCGCCUUUGCCCUGGCUGCAACUCUGGUGCUGCGGAGGAUUGUCCCCACGUCUGAGUGGCACUACGGGAUGCUCAUUUAUUCUCCCCAGCUGCUCGUGGAUCUGCUCUUGCAAAUGUUUUCUACCACAGAGCAGAUGCCAGAGGACGUUCAGACCAGGAGCUUCUGGAGAGUGUGCCAGGAGGAACACGGCCUUCCCAGCGACCCCAACAGGUUUGCAGCGCACACCAUGAAGGCUCUGCUCUCCCGACUGGGCUUCGACAAGAAGCUGGUGGCUCUGGAGCACACACAGGUCUGGGACGCCCUGCUCUGUGCCAACACCCAGCACGAGGCAGCGGGCCUGCUGGCCAGGGAGAUGCGCCGUGGCUUGAGCCCCCUGUGUCCCCACAUGGCCUCGCACCUGCUCAGCCUGCUCAUCCGCAAGCAGCCACGCCGGGAUCUGCCUGCCCUGGCCUUCUUUGUGGAGCUCCUGGACUGCCUGGACUUGAGCCGACACGGUCCCAGGGCCCUCUGGCUCCUAUCCAGGCACCUGCCGAGCCAGUGCAGGGACAGGCUGCGCCUGCAGCUCAGAGGCCUCAUGCUGCUCAGCAAGGAGCCCUCGCUGGGCAGAGGAAUACGCGGCCUCUAUCAACACCUGCUGGAGCAGCUGCGUGAUCCCAAUGCGGAGAUGCUCUGGACGAGCCUCUCCGUGCUCACGCACGUGCUGCAGGACAAACACCUCAAGAUACCCAGCAUCACCGCCCUGAAGCUGGCUGAGCCCCCGCUGACACGCUUUGGCAACGACAACAGCCAGCUGCAGCUGCUCUCCAUUCAGCUCUUCAGCCAGGUGAUGGAGCUGGGAGUGGAAGAGGGGGAAGAGCCUCUCACGAGAAUCCUGAGCCAGUGCCUGCUGCCUCUAUUCCUGCGCUUGGCACGUGGCCAAGGACUCUCGCGAAGCCCUGCUUUGUGCGGCACGCUGCCCGAGGAGGACGGACCUGGAGGAGCUGCGGAUGAAGUUCGCCCAGAGCCUGCUGUUGCAGGACCUGAGCCCAGCGGCCGAGCACCUGCGCUGCGCCCUGCCGCGCCUGCAGAGCCCGCAGAGCCCCCUGCGAGAGACGGCCGUCAGCAUCAUUGGGGUGGCCGGAGCGCUCAUGACGGGGCAGAAGGAGGAGCUCCAGGUCCUCACUGAGGCUCUUCAAGCCAUCGGGGAAGAUCAGAGCCCAUCCUGCAGGGGCACACUGAUGCAGCUGGCAUUCAAAACCAGAUCUCUGCGUCUUCGUUUGUCAGCUGAAUCAGAUGGACCGGAGUCUGGCAAUUUCCAGCUCCCACUGGAGAUGGGAGCACCUGCAGAACAGAAGAGACCAGCUGGAGUUCCAGGCACAGCUCUAGCUGCUCACAGCUGAGCCUGUGGGAAGCUCCAGGAGCUCCUGCCAGCUCUCUCCCUGGUGGCAUCUCCCUCCCUGCAGCCCUCAGGCCCUGCCCAUCCCCCUUUUUACCUCCCAGUUCACCCCUUCCCUUCGCUUUCCCCUAAUAAACUGUUUAGCUUUUGCACGUUA